AUGUCACUUGCAUCUGUAGCCCAGUUUUACAUUGAACAGCCUGAAACGUCGAAAGAAGCUCGUACACAAAGAUCCCUUGACUUUUCUGCUCCACAAUUUGUUCUUCUGGAAGGUACAGAUGACCCGUUUGAUGGAAUUAUACAAAAAAUGUUUGAAUACGGCCAGUGUUUUUACGAAAAAGUUGAAGUAACGAAGAAUGAGCAGCUUACCAGCCAAGGUAUUUAAAAGUUUAAAAACUUUUCAAUUUUUAAAAUUUAUAUUUUUUAAUUGUCAAGGUUUUUAGGUGUAGAGAUAACAAAGCUGCCUGCUUUACAAUUCGAUGGACUUACACUGACCGGGUUUUCGACUGUGUGCCGUGCCAUAGCAACUCGAGUGGGCUUGGAUGGAUGCUCAGUUAAAGAGUCAAAUGAAAUUGACAUGAUUGUAAAUUUUAUUGAAGCAGAGAUGAACAAAUUGAGGCCGCUGAUUCAGAGAUGGACGGUAGAACAGGAAUCCGAUGACGAAAGCGAUGAUGACAAUGACACAAACGAAAACGAGUUUACUUUCCAACUAGCUCCGAUUUUGGAUGCAAGGUUUAAAACUAACGGGUCCAAAACAGUGGUUGGGAAAAGUGUAAGUUACUGUAAAAUAUUAUUUAGGUAUUUGUUAAUUAAAAUUAACUUUUACAUUAAAAAACUUUUAAUUUUAUUAAAAUCAUAAUUUUUAGAUUACAUGGGCCGACUUUGUGUUAGUUUACUUUAUGCGAACUUUGAUCGAAUUUACUGGAACACAAAUUUUGGACGAUUACCCUGACUUGGCCUACUAUUAUCAUAAAAAUCAUGCAUUGUAA
Messenger RNA from Bursaphelenchus okinawaensis, 829 nucleotides. Lineage: Eukaryota; Metazoa; Nematoda; Chromadorea; Rhabditida; Aphelenchoididae. The record is from the annotation of a GenBank genome assembly.